GGCCCGGCGGCGGCGCGGCGCUGCCGUGUUGACAGCGGCGGCCGCGCCGGGAGCUGCCCCGGGAAGCAGGUUGUAGGCGCCGGGCUCCCGCUCUCCGCCUCGGUAUGGCCUUCAUGGAGAAGCCGCCGGCCGGUAAGGUGCUGCUGGACGACACGGUGCCGCUGACAGCGCAGAUCGAGGCUAGCCAAAGCCUGCACUCCCAUACGGAAUACAUAAUCCGUGUGCAGAGAGGAGUUUCAGCAGAAAACAGUUGGCAGAUUGUGAGGCGAUACAGUGACUUUGACUUGCUUAAUAAUAGCUUGCAGAUCUCAACUCUAAGUCUACCUCUUCCUCCAAAAAAAUUGAUUGGAAAUAUGGAGCGUGAAUUCAUAGCUGAAAGACAGAAGGGACUCCAGGCUUAUCUUGAUGUAAUUACUACCCAUCACAUAUUGUCUAACUGUGAGCUGGUGAAAAAAUUCUUGGAUCCCAACAGCUAUUCUGUGAACUACACUGAAAUUGCCUUACAGCAUGUUUCAAUGUUCUUCCGAUCAGAGCCAAAGUGGGAAGUGGUAGAACCAUUAAAAGAUAUAGGUUGGCGAAUACGUAAGAAAUAUUUCUUAAUGAAGAUUAAGAAUCAACCAAAGGAACGGCUCGUGUUAAGCUGGGCUGAUCUUGGCCCUGAUAAAUACUUGUCUGACAAAGACUUACAGUAUGCUGUGAAACUUCUUUCUUCCUGUUCUCAUCCUUACAUUUACAAAAUCACUUUUGCCACUGCCAAUGAAUCUUCAGCGCUGGUUAUUAGACCUUUCAGUGAAAAAGGGACACUAAAGGACCUUAUUUAUAAGGCAAAGCCAAAAGACCCAUUCCUGAAGAAGUAUUGCAAUCCUAAAAAAAUCCAAGGUCUUGAACUUCAUCAAAUAAAAACAUAUGGAAGGCAAAUAUUAGAGGUAUUAAAAUUCUUACAUGAGAAAGGAUUUCCUUAUGGCCAUCUUCACUCUGCCAAUGUGAUGCUGGAUGGGGACACCUGCAAGUUAAUGGAUUUAGAAAAUUCCUUGUUGGGACUUCCAUCGUUUUAUCGCUCCUACUUUUCACAGUUCCGGAAGAUUAACACUUUAGAAGGUGUUGAUGUGCAUUGCUUUGGACACUUACUGUAUGAAAUGACAUAUGGAAGACCCCCAGAUACGAUUCCAGUAGACAACUUCCCCCCUGCUCCAUCAGUGUUUGUUGUGUCUGUGUUGGAAUCCAUUCUGACCUGUGAAGCUGUGAAGAAUGGCAUGCCAACUGUCUCACGGCUCUUACAGAUGCCAUUAUUUAGCGAUGUUCUGCUAACGAACUCUGAGAAACCACAGUUUAAGAUUCCUACUAAGCUAAAAGAAGCACUGAAAACCUCCAAGGAGUGCAUAGAGAAGCGAUUAGCAGAAGAACAGAAAUUGAUUCACCAACACAGAAGACUGACAAGAGCUCAGUCUCAUCAUGGCUCUGAAGAAGAGAAAAAGAAAAGGAAGAUCUUAGCACGAAAAAAGUCGAAACGCUCUGCCUAUGAAAGUGGGGAAGAACACUCAGCAAAAUACAGCAACUCAAAUAACUCAGCAGGCUCUGGGGCGAGUUCCCCAUUAACAUCUCCAUCAUCCCCCACUCCACCUUCUACAGCAGGAGCAUCAUCGAUACCCCCAGCACCACCACUACCACCCUUGCCACCAGCAGCUCCUCCUCCUCCAAGUACAGAGGUGCCAAUGCAGCCGAGCCCUCAGCCUGAUGUCAGUGCAAGCCGAGGAGCCUUACUCAGCUCCAUUCAAAACUUUCAGAAAGGAACUCUGAAGAAAACACAGACCUGUGACUACAGUGCUCCCAGGAUCAGCUGAGGCCACUCACCACACCAGGAUUGAACUCUCUCUCCCCGUCCUGUGCUGUCUUGGAACAAGACUCUCCUGACUGGUGACUGAUGUACCAGUAUAUAGCAGCUAAUUGCACUGUAGCUCUGUUUAUCCCAACUUCAGCCUUCCUUGAGUAGCAGCACUGCCCUGUCUGAAUUGUGUUGCCAUGCUGUGCCAAGUUCUUUAUUUGGUUUCAGGAACUCUGCUCUCUAGCUACAGUUUCCAGGAGUACAGCAACUUUUGUAUAGCUGAAUAAAAACCUGAAAAUAGGAAUGUCCAUGGUGCAUUAAUGCAGUUUUCCUAGCUCUGUUCCAACCCUUUUUUUUUCCCAAUUUCAGAAUUGUAGUUUUAGUCUGCUCAGUUUUUCAACUCUUCCUGGAUUUUUAAGACAUCUUCAUUCUGGUUGCAUUGAAUCAGCAAAUUUUGGAUGAUCUACACCCCCCCCCCACACAUAUACACCUUUAAAGCAUACUGCACAGAUGAGGGACCUGGAGAAUUAAAUCUUAUUGCCACCAUAUUUGCUGGUGGAGUAAAAAUGCUGUCUCAUUAGACUUGUUUAAAUGGAUAAUCUACCUGUAACUCUAAGGGAAAAGUGUUUUUAAAUGACAAAACAGUUGAAAAUGGGAGUUUAAUAGGGCACUGAGAUCUUAUUCUUGAUUUAGUUAAAGGCAAAGUUACUUCAAGUUAAUUCUACUGCUUCAACUUUAUUGAAAGAUCCUUUUUGAUUUAAAACUUUAGACAAAUUGCACUUUAAAGGAUUACAGAUAAUCCAUUUUUUAAAUUCAAGUACAUCAGUGUUUGUUACUAUGCAGAGAAUGUCUGUACAAAGUUUCAUGUAACCUGUGAUACUCAAAGUCAUUUUUAUUAAAAGGUUAAUGGAAUUCC
This is a messenger RNA of Pogoniulus pusillus (Red-fronted tinkerbird), 2738 nucleotides long. RefSeq names its product PX domain containing serine/threonine kinase like (gene PXK). Gene Ontology annotation, biological process: protein phosphorylation; negative regulation of monoatomic ion transport; negative regulation of ATP-dependent activity. NCBI's taxonomy places the organism in Eukaryota, Metazoa, Chordata, Aves, Piciformes, Lybiidae. Gene Ontology annotation, molecular function: protein kinase activity; actin binding; phosphatidylinositol binding. The coding region runs from base 105 to 1841 and encodes 578 amino acids. The transcript has 18 exons. Gene Ontology annotation, cellular component: plasma membrane. The record is from RefSeq and is a predicted model, not a curated record.